This is a messenger RNA of Vanessa atalanta (red admiral), 881 nucleotides long. Its product is annotated as circadian clock-controlled protein daywake-like. The record is from RefSeq and is a predicted model, not a curated record. Lineage: Eukaryota; Metazoa; Arthropoda; Insecta; Lepidoptera; Nymphalidae. The coding region runs from base 27 to 803 and encodes 258 amino acids. The transcript is spliced from 5 exons.
AUUCAAUUUAGAUACAAGAACAGAAAAUGUUCUCACUACGAUACAUUCUGUUUGCGUGUUUAUCGCUGAUUUUUUCCGAGGCAUAUGUUAUAAAUUAUACGCCAUGCAGCAUUAAGGAUAAAGAUUGUGUGAUAGAUUUAUUUCAAAAAGUCCUCCAUGAUCUCGGAGAAAAUGGAAUCGCAGAAAUAAAUUUACCCGCUUUGGAUCCGAUGAAAUUAGCCAAUAUAUCGAUAAAAGUUUUGGAUGAAAUUGUUAUACUUAUAAAAGAGGGAGUCGUCAAGGGCUUCAAAAAUUGUAAGAUCAAUAGUUUCGACAUCGACUUAGAAAAACAAUUGGCAAUCCCAGAAAUCGCUUGUGAAGUUUUGACGAUCAAAGGUCAAUUUUUAAUCGAAGGUUCGAGUCCACUACUACAGAGUUUAUUUGGAACCACUUCAAUAAAAGGAGAAGGAAAAACAAAAAUAAAACUGGACAAAGUAACCAUGAAGCUUGAAAUACCGGCAACCGUAAUCAAAAAGGAAGAUGGUAAAACAUAUUUCAAAGUUUUGAGUAAUAAGCCCAAGUAUACUUACGAUAUAAAGAAGCUCACAUUCGAUGCCAAAAAUCUUGUUAUUGGAAAAAAUGAUCUCAGUCAAAUCGUGACGACAUAUGUAAACGAAAACUGGAAAACCCUGUUAAAUACAUAUGGAAAAGAAAUCGUGAACAAGGCGAUUGUUAUUCUAUUUGAAAACAUUAAUAAAUUCUACGAUAAUAUCAGCGCUGAACAAUUAAUCAAGGAAGAUCUGACGCCUUACAUCAAAAACUAAGAUGUUUAGAACUUACUGCCUACUAUAAAAAGAAUGUACUGAAUAUUGUUAUUACAUAAAAGAUCAUAUUAAAAAUGC